CCUAGCCGCUUGACGAUAUCAGUUACACAGUGUACUCGCCAGGGGAGUCAGUCGACCGUGGAAUACGUUAAUAUCCUCCGGUAUCGCUUUACAUAAGCAGGAUCGGUUUUUUCACUGCAGAACCCUUUUACUUUUUUUUCUGCUUUGGUAGACCUUUCCAACAUUCUAUAUUACAUGUGGAUUUACUAGUGAUUUCGAAAUUUCAUGUAAUUCAACAAAAUUGCAUGUCAAUUUUAUGCACCUACUCGGGUUCUGUUCGCCAUCGUCCACAUUGCAAGAGUUCUGAUAAUACUAUUCGCAGGCCUAAGAAAAAAAGGAUGCCAUUGAAGCUCGAAGUUGCCUUGGAUGAAGACAUCCUUGAGCUCAUCAGAGUCAAAUGGAGGGCCUUUGAGAACCCGCCCCAAGGCAUCCUGCGAAUUUUUUACCCUAUCAUCGAUAACGACUAUGAGAAGAGUAUCAAGAUAGCUGCAGAAAAAGAACUGGCCGAGUAUCGAGAAAAAAGACCAGAAGUGAUGUAUGUCAAGGUAAUUGACACGGAUAAUGGAAACAAGAUCGUUGGCGGCUCCAAAUGGUGGUUUUACCAACGUAAUCCUUUUGAGAACAAUGACCAGCCUGCAGAGGCAGCCUGGUAUCCAGAAGGAAUUGCCAGGAGAUAUGUGACGGAAGCGAUGCACCAAGCCGAGGCGGGACACCAUAGGAUGGCACAACGGCCACAUGCAUAUCUCAACAUCGCCUUUACCGAUCCCGAUUACCAGCGUUGCGGCGUCGGGCAGCUCUUUCUGGAAUGGGGCAUCAAAAGGGCUGAUGAGCUGCAGCUAGAAUCGUGGGUAGACUCCAGCGCUGCCGGGUUCAAGCUGUACCAGAAAAAUGGCUUUAUCAAGGUCGCCGAUGGUGGCUAUGGCCCGAUUAAACCCGAGGGAUUGACAGCGGAGGAGGAAGCAAAAUGGGCCGAGCUCGAGGCCCUGAUUCCGCCGACGGCGCAUCCGGUGAUGUGGCGACCACUUGGGGGAAAAUAUAUCGAAGGGGAGACAGUCAAGCCUUGGGAGACGUAGAUCCGUGUUCAUUCAGUCACAAGUUCGGAUACAAGGAAGAAUCAAACAUAGCAGUGGUGGCAAAACAUUGGUCAUGUUGAUUCGCGCAAAGAAUAUAAUCUUCUCGCACUCGGAGAGUUGGAAAAUGAAAGCAUUGGGUAGAAUAGAGUUAAGGAUCAGGCAGUUAAGGAAUUGGCCCCUAGGAAAGCAGAAUGCAACUAUAGUAGUACACACUACACCUUCGCUAUGAAAGAAUAAUAAUAAUUGAUAUGAAUCUAUAGGAGACACGUGAUCCCCUAGAGGCUUGGCCGGAUCAACUCUUCAGCCCCUGAAGGCUUUACCCAUUAGUGAGUGAGAAGAAGCGGUCAAGAUAGUCGAUAGAGUCGUCCAUAG
Molecule: messenger RNA, 1424 nt
Organism: Aspergillus alliaceus
Lineage: Eukaryota; Fungi; Ascomycota; Eurotiomycetes; Eurotiales; Aspergillaceae
Product: putative GNAT family acetyltransferase
Exons: 2
Coding region: 225-1052 (275 amino acids)
Molecular function (GO): acyltransferase activity, transferring groups other than amino-acyl groups
Source: RefSeq, a predicted model, not a curated record